AUGGAUUUCUUGAAGCGCUUCACGAUACAAUCUUCUUCUCCAGCAGAUAACACACCAGAUCCAUAUGCCGACGACGAUAUCUAUCCAGUGCAUGUACUAGAUGACACGAAGGCUCUCCGUAGCAUGUUAAUCACAUGCACGUUCUGCUUCAACAAUGCCAAUGGCAAACUAGAAAUCCACGUCCCCCGCGCUUUCACGCCAUCCCGCCCCGCCUUCUCCUACACACACGACAGUAUCAAUACUUCCAUCCAGGACCACGAACUAACCAGGAAACUGCCCCUAUCACCCGAUGGAAGUAUUAAAAUCAGUCCCGGGCCCACAGACUUCAACGACCUAGCUGCUUCACCUUCCGCACCUGCAACAAUCGAAGAUCUCCUCUCCGGGGACGUACCCCAGAUAUCCGUGCAUAUAACUUCCUUUACCAAUGCAACAUUUGUGGGCCUAACAUGGCCGCACACUCUAAUGGAUAUCAUAGGCCAAGCUGCUUUGCUUCAAGCGUGGUCGAGGCUAUUAGCUGGUCGGGAUGCCGAAGUACCGCCCGUGCUGGAUGCACAGGAAGACAAAUUGACAGCGUUGACUAAUAAGGCUACUGACGCGGCGGAAGAAUACGCGCUCAAAUCCAAACAGCUAAAAGGACUGAGUUUUGUGAAGUUUGGAGCGAGAUUGGCGUGGGAUAUAUUAACAGGGACGAAGCCGGUGACAAAGACGAUUUAUCUCCCUAAGAGCGUUAUGGGGAAGUUGAGGGUGAGAGCUGAGGCAGACCUCUUUGCCUCUUCUAACAACGACGACAACGACAAUGAUGAUACUAUAGGAGAGAAGGAGAAACCAUUCAUAAGCGACGGCGACAUUCUUACAGCAUUCACCCUCGACUGUAUCGCCUCCUCCCUCCCCACCCCGCGUCAAAUCACCGCCCUAUACCCAAUAAACUCCCGAUUCCGCCUCCCAUCUCUGAUCAAUGCGAAAGGUGUAUUUCUAUCGAAUAUGUCCAUCCCCGGCUUCACUUUUCUAGGCCCCGCCAUGUCUACCGGCUCCCUAGGUCAAAUUGCCCUUUAUAACAGGCAGAGAUUGUUGGAACAAGCAACAGAAGCUCAAAUCCUAGCUAUUCUGCGUGAACAAUUGAUGUCCGGCGACCCUUCCGCCCUCUACAGUGACGCGGAUGCGUUGUUGGUGGUGUUUACGGAUUGGACGAAGGCAAAGAAUUUCUCUGCGAUUGACUUCUCUCCAGCGGUGAUACGGGCGGGUGGUGAUGGUAGAACUGGGGAGGAGAAUGGGAGUGACAGCAAGAGAUAUAAUCCACCUGGCACACCCGUUUUUUAUCAUGCGUCGACUAGGAGACCGAAUCCUGCGGCGAGGUUGCUGGUGAAUAUUUUGGGCAGGGAUUAUAGUGGGGGGUAUUGGCUUACGUUAACUAUGAGUCCAGGGGCUUGGGAUAAGGUUGAAGAGGGGUUAAAGGAGUUGAGUUGA
Bipolaris maydis ATCC 48331 is the source of this 1464-nucleotide messenger RNA. Lineage: Eukaryota; Fungi; Ascomycota; Dothideomycetes; Pleosporales; Pleosporaceae. The record is from RefSeq and is a predicted model, not a curated record.